AAUCAAAAUACUUUUUUUUUCUUCUCUCUUCUCCCAAAGCCGAUAUGUCAGCUUCAUCAACUCGCCGCCGCAACUCCGGCAACGGAGAAAACCAAUCUUCCGGGAAAAAACCUCUGAGGUCCGUAACUCCGCUUCCGAUCUCCGCCUCUCUCCAGAAAUCAUCGUCGAGCAAAGAGAAUCCAAAGCCCGGUCACCGUCCUCCGUCGUUCGGUUCCACGCAGAAGCCCGUGCUCCGGCAAGUCCCGCGGAUCGAUAAGUCCGCCGCUGCGCGAGGUGUCGGUGUCGGUGACGGCGGCGAGGGUCGGGUCACUCGAUCGAAGUCCUCUGGGUCACGAGGUAGGAGCUCUAGCCCGUCUGAUCUGAUUAGGGUUUUAUCGGAUUCGAGAAAGAGGAACGAGUCUAGGGUUGUCGGUGAAAAGGUCGAAUCGGAUCAGGGUAAGAGCUGCGAUAGGGUUUGCGAGGAGCUAAGCUCUGGUGUAGUGAAAUCAAGCAACCUAGAAGGUUCUACUAGCGUGGUGAGAAACUCGGUGUCGGAUCCAAAGGCAGAUGCUUUGCUUGGUUUGGGGGAAAAAGCCGAGAAGGUAGUGAAAGGUAGUGGUGGAGCGUUGAGAAGGAAGUCUAUUGAUAACGCUGGGAAGGCGAUGGAGGGAAGCAGCAACGUCGCUACGACUAAGUACCAGAGCAAGCUACACGAGAAGCUCGCUUUUCUCGAAGGAAAGGUUAAGAAGAUUGCUUCUGAUAUCAAGAAGACGAAGGACAUGCUGGAUUUGAAUAAUCAGGACUCGUCUCAGGGUAUGAUGCUCUCUGAUUUACAUCAGAAGAUCAGUGGGAUUGAGAAGUCUAUGGUUCAUGUUGUUGACGAAGGGAAAAACAAGACUACCAAGGCGAAAGCUUCGGUGAAAGGGUUGAACAAGGAGGAGCUCGAAGACAGGCUCUUUCCUCACCAGAGGUUGCUGAGGAGCAGAACUCAGUCCAAAACAGUCGCGAAAGUUCAAGGCUUUGGUGAGUCUUCUAGCAAGGCGGUGAAUGUUGAGGUGAAGCCCUCGGGUCUUGUUGAGGAGAAUCCGAUAGCGUUGGGGUUCUUGGCCUCGCUUGACAAGGAAAAAGGCGCAUUAGGGAGUGGUGAGAAUGUGCUGGAAAAUCUGGAAGUGCAGGAGAUGGAUACAGAGGAAGCCUCAAAGGAAAACAAUCCUUCAAAAGACGUCAAUCUGACUUCCAACUUAGCUGAAAUUCUCAGAGCUGACGAAGACCUCGAGGAAAUCGACGAGGAAGAGAAAAGAGACGAGAUGGAGCUGGAAGAGAUGGAGAAUGAAUGCAUGUAUCAGCUUAAUGACAUUGGAUCCAAAACUUCUACUGGUGGGUGGUUUGUAUCAGAGGGCGAGGCUGUUAUACUCGCUCAUGAUGAUGGCUCAUGUUCAUAUUACGACGUUGCUAAUUCUGAGGUAAAAUCUGUGUACUAUCCUCCAGAUGAUAUCUCACCAAAUACCUGGAGAGAUUGCUGGGUGGUUCGUGCACCGGGUGCAGAUGGCUGCUCAGGCAGAUAUGUUGUAGCUGCUUCUGCUGGCAAUACGAUGGAGUCUGGAUUUUGCUCAUGGGAUUUCUACACCAAAGACAUUAAGGCACUCCACAUAGAAGAUGGUUCUUCGAGAGUUUCAAGGACUGCUCUGGCUCCUUUAUCUAACAACACAUCCCAUGGUAGGAACGCUUUGGCUUGUUCAUUGCUACCAGAAGCUCAACAGUGGUGGUACAGACCAUGCGGUCAUCUUAUAGCUUCAACUGCUAGUUUCCAAAGCGUAGUUAAGGUUUUUGACAUACGAGAUGGGGAACAAAUCAUGAGAUGGGAAGUGCAGAAUCCUGUCUCAGGUUUAGAUCAUUCGAGCCCUUUACAGUGGAGAAAUCGAGGAAAGCUUGUCAUAGCAGAAACAGAAACAAUUUCUGUCUGGGAUGUCAACUCCCUUCACCCUGAAUCCCUGCUCACUAUUUCCUCUUCAGGGCGAAAAAUCUCAGCUUUUCAUAUCAACAACACAGAUGCUGAAGUUGGAGGAGGUGUUCGUCAAAGAGCAAGUUCCAUGGACGCUGAAGGCAACGAUGGAGUUUUCUGCACUGCUGAUUCAAUUAACAUCAUGGACUUCCGUAACCCAUCUGGCAUUGGCGCUAAAAUCCCCAAGCUCGGUCUUAAUGCACAGUGCGUAUCAUCUAGAGGAGAUUCAGUAUUUGUUGGCAACAAUCUGAGACCAUCAUCUGCUAAGAAACCAAUCGGUUCUUCCUCUCAAGUGCAGCAAUUCUCCUUAAGGAAACAGCGUCUCGUGAGCACUUACAGCCUGCCUGACUCAAACACUCACUCGCACCACUCUGCAAUAACCCAAGUCUGGGGAAAUUCGAACUUUGUCAUGGCUACUUCUGGUAUGGGACUUUUCGUGUUUGAUACUGCAAAAGAAGAGCCUUUGAUAGGUGGGGACAAUGGAACCGUAAAAGAGGUUAUUGGUCCAAACGAUAUGUAUUGCCCUUCGUUUGAUUAUGCGAGUUCUCGUGUCCUCCUCAUCUCAAGAGAUCGUCCAGCAUCAUGGAAGCACAUCUUAUAGGGGGAUUUUUGUCAGAUGAGUCAAUCAAGCAAAAGAUUGUGUUGCCACGGUUGUGUCGUGUGGGUCUCUCUCUCUUGAUAUAUAGCACAACUUGUGCUGCUUUCUCUUGUGGUGUGGUGUGUUAAAGACCAAUAUAACUACCAACUAUGCGCUUUUGAAUCCUAUUGUUGUUUGCUUUCUGUUUACUUGACUUUUCAGUUUGUACAUACAUCUGGUGUUUUGAUCAAUGUCACAGGUUUGUUGUUAGAACUCA
This is a messenger RNA of Raphanus sativus (radish), 2835 nucleotides long. RefSeq names its product KIN14B-interacting protein At4g14310. Gene Ontology annotation, molecular function: protein binding. The transcript has 4 exons. The record is from RefSeq and is a predicted model, not a curated record. Bases 45 to 2582 code for a protein of 845 amino acids. Lineage: Eukaryota; Viridiplantae; Streptophyta; Magnoliopsida; Brassicales; Brassicaceae.